Aaosphaeria arxii CBS 175.79 is the source of this 788-nucleotide messenger RNA. RefSeq lists its product as uncharacterized. The transcript is spliced from 2 exons. The record is from RefSeq and is a predicted model, not a curated record. The coding region runs from base 162 to 788 and encodes 208 amino acids. Lineage: Eukaryota; Fungi; Ascomycota; Dothideomycetes; Pleosporales.
AUAGCAUCAUACUCGACAGUCUCGAUAUACAUGGGCUGAUCCAAACAUAAAUCAACAACAAGUUGCAAGGUGAUCAAUAGCCCACUAAUAGUCCACUGAAUAUCCAUCCUGCCAACAUCGCAUCUGGUGCCUGCCGAGCUCGACCGUCCAAACAUGCCAAAAUGCCCCAAGACGAUCGCAGCAUCCAAGCAAGACACCCCAGAGUCCACACCUUCCUCUACCAACUCGCCCUCGCCAUCAUAACCUUCUACAGCGCCAUCGCAAUCUCACAUUACGGCCCCACGACCCCCGCAUCAGCAGCCGCACCCAGAGCGACUACCCCAUCCAGCCCACCAAAUCCGCCAACACCGUAUGUCUGCAAGACCGACGAUGUCGACGCAAUACUAACCGCAAUAACACCCCCCAUGCUCCUCUGCCCCAGCACCACCCUCUUCCUCCUCUCCCUCUUAACCUUCAUCCUCGGCAUCCUCAAGUUCAACGCCCUGCACACGCAGGACAUCGACCUCGUCGACGGUUACGCGUACUUCGUCUUCGUGGGCGUCAUCUCCCUCGACUGGGACGAUGUCUGGGUGAGCAUCCGGGCCACGAUGCCGAUGGUGAUCUGGAGCGCUACGGUGGUUAUCCCGGUUGCGCAUUGGGUGCUGAGGACGGUGGUGCCGGGCCCGUAUGGGAGGUAUAGGGAGGCGGUGAGGGUGAGGAGGGAGGCGGUGGGGAAGGCGUUGCGUUGGGGUGGUGUUGAGUCUGGGGGAGAAACUGUGGGGGGAGGAUGGAUGAGGAGACGCCGUUGA